UGCGCAUGUAACUGUUUGUGUAACGGACUACUUUGAUCUGCGUGCAGUGCUUCGUUGUGCUGAAGUCUUUCCGGAUCUUCACUGCAGUGGCUCGAGUCUCUCGGUUCGUGCGUGUCCGCUUGCCCAAGCAGACCAUACGCCUGCUGGAAAAUCUGAUUAUUAGAUGCUCCCUGUGGCUGCGAUUGCUCGCUGCUUGACCCUCACCCCAACACAUCACGCUUAGUGAAGACUACUGUGAACGUGAUUCAAGAUGCCAUCCGCUUGGGAAAGCAAAGUUUUCAAGGGACUUACCUCCACAAUGAUCAGAACGUUCACAGCGGAUGAUUUGCGAAGGAAGUGUGCGUCGCAAAGCCUGAUCACUCAGAGCCAAAAGACGAAGUUCGCAGUUCUCGUAGGUGCGGCUAUGCAAAACGAGGCAUUGUUGGACGCCGUACGAUCGGGAGACGACAGAUCGUUCCAUCUCUUCUUGGAGUGCAUUCGCGAGGUUGAGCCCGAGGCCAACGUAAGAGCGAUCCUGGAGAAACUGGACCAGAUUGACAAGUAUCGAGCAGCAGCGGCAGCAGCACCCCAGGCCGCUGAGCCAGAUGCAUCUCCGAUCAGUAAGCCCCCAGCAGCUCCGAGGAAGCCGUGUCCUGACCCCUUCGGUGAUCAAAGGUUUUUUUCCAACCAUAUGCUUUGGAUCGCGACGCUGAACGCAGAUGCCUUCCGGGUCAAUAUUCAAGCAUUCGGCUUGCUUACCAUGGCGGACUUAUCCGACUUGCAGCUUAAACAGACAAAUGGAGGAAACUCAGCGCACAACUACCACGUUAUCAGCCUCAUUAGACCUGGCGGAAAUGUGGCAUACAAGCUCUUGUGCCAAGCAAUUUAUUCUAUGAACCCCAUUUUGCAUACCGCGAAAUUCAAUGAGAUGAUCCUAUUGUUGCCGGAAAGCCAGCGCCCAGCUAUAGCCAAUGCUCCUGUAACGCGUGACCUAUGUGAAGUCCUUGAUGAGGCUACUCUUAACAGCACAAUGACACGCGUACGUCGAAUCCGCAUCAGCCUCAUUGGCCAGUUUGGUAGUGGCAAGACAAGCCUGGCUGACUCGUUAAAGGGUAAAAAAUUUCGUCCAGACAAAUCCAGCACUCCAUUCCUUGAUGUGCAUCCACAUGGCCUGCUGCUGCGUGAUGGCAAACUUCAAGAAUGGGAAUUCUCGACUGCUCAUCUGCAAGGAUCUCGGUUCAUACGCGAUGCGGAGACGCGCACAGCUGAUCGUUUACGACAGAAUGAUGCAAAGCGGAAUGCUUAUCAAGCCGAGGCUCUUGAGGUGAGAAUGGAAGUGGAAUCAAACACCCCAAUUAGUGGUGGACAAGAAAAGCUAGAAUCCAAAAUACUGGACGAUCCUGAGCCAAUCAGCGCGGGUGAACUCACUCAAGGUGUGAUCAACGAAAUCUUGGACAAUAGAGAGCUGACGAGGGAUAUGGGAGAUGAAGAGGUGAUCAUGUCUAUGUGCGACUGCGGUGGUCAGUCUAUCUUCUCCAGUCUGCAGCAAUUCAUGUUGAGUGACAGCUUUGUCAUCUAUAUUCUUUGCUUCAAUUCUGCCGAAGGCCUCUGCUUGAUCAAAGACCAAACAUUUACGCCUGAGGAUACAGGCGUCCCUGAGAAAAUCGAAGUGGCGAAAGAACUGGAGAACAUCGACCACAUCCGCCACUGGUUGACUGCCGUUCACUUCGCAAGCACUGCUGACAGUGAGCAAGACAAUGUCUCAUAUUCGCCAAUCAUCAUGGUUGGAAACUUUGCUGACAAACUUGACCCAGAUCUGAGCUUGCAGCAACACAAAGACAAGAUCUGGAACAAUUUGUGCAAGCUUUGCUGCAGAUCACCAGUAUUUGCAGCCAUGCAGUCUAACUCCGAUGGGAUAUCAACGUGCGAUGCCAACUCCUUAUUCCUGGUCAACAACCGAGAAUCGAACGCAUCGCCGGAAGUCCGUCAAAUUCACGCUAAAAUCGAGGAAGCCAUGUCUAUUGUCCUAAAAGGGAAGGUGAUGCGCAAGUCAUGGGUUCGCUUUGAGUGGAUUGUACAGCAUCUCAACCAAGCUAAGAAGGAGAAAGGAUGCACUAGCCGAGAAUGGAUGAAGACGAUGGUAGCUGAGGCAUGCGGAAUCAAGGAGGAAGUCGAGUUUGAGGAGCUUCUACAGUUCUACCACUGCAUGCGUGUCAUCAUCUACAAACCGAGCAAAUAUCCGCCUCCGCCAGAUGACCUCAUCGUCUACAACGUGCAGUGGCUUAUCAAGCAGAUCAACCGCUUCAUGUUCGGUAAGAAGUACCUGGUGCAUGAAGCUGGCCACACCUUUGAAAAAAAAAGUCUCUGGGAAGAAGAGACUGCAGCACGUCUUCACAACACUCUGUGGGAGAAAGGCACAGCAAGCAUGCGUCUAGCGGACAUCACUAUGGCCUCCAUCCCACAAAGUGUCCGUACUAAGGUGAUUGACGUGAUGGUUGACUGGGAUCUUCUCUACAAAUUGGAAGACAACUCGUACCUCGUGCCAUCAGCGCUACACCAGCAGAGCCCACCGAAAAUUGAAGGUGCAUUGCGCAGUUUCAGCAAGGUAGAUGUGGAGAUGGACAGUAUCAAUUUCUCUACCGCUGAUACCCCGUUGCUUAUUGCUGUGGAACCAUCUAAUGCAGUACAAGAGGAUUACGAGUUCCCUGUGCCAGCCACGCCGAUGCCACAUAGCUCCUACUUCAAGCUACUAGUGCGUCUCUUCAAGAAAUGGGACAUCAGAAGCAUCAACACCAGCCACUGUGAGCUCACGUACAACACCGCCAGGAUAAGGCUGCCGAAUAGGUGCCUUGGCUUGGGUGAGUUCAAGGAUGGCCACGUGGAAAUCUUCAUGGCUCACUACGAGUCAUCAGGUGCAUUGCUGGUCAGCCUGAACUUCCAGCAUCCUCUCCACACAUUCCAGCCCGGUCAUAUCAGCACGGCAGACAAGAGGCUUCGCUCGAUAUCAUCCAUCUGCCAGCAAGUCUGCAAGGACAUAGUUUCACAGCUGACAGAGCUUUCAUUCAUCACGACAUCCUCCGUGUCGCUUGACGCUGGCAAUCUCGUCUGUGAAUGCAAACCCAGUGAAUGGUCCGACCACACCACAAGAUGCCGCGACCUUGGAUAUGCACCGUGGCGCGUGCGUUUUGCUAAGCAGUCUACCGACAUUGCGGCUGCUGAGCAGUCUACCGGCGUUGCGGCCCGCAGUCACGUCAUGGAAGCUGCUUACCCGGACGGCAAUCCUUGCAUUAAAUGCGGCAAAGAUAUCCGAGUUCCCAACAACUCUCAUUGCUGGUUCAAUGACAGAGAGUUCAAGUUGGAAGGUCAGAGUAACCAGCCUGCCAGGAAGAAAGUUGCUGCAUCAAAUCCGCUGCCGUGCACUCCAGCUGACCCAUUUAAAAGCAAGAUCUUCAAGAAAGACAUUCUGCCGCGAUUGCGUGAAUUUGAUUGCGGUACCCUGCGGAGACUUCUGCAAGAUGAGGGAUUGCUAAGUUUAUCUGAGGUCCUGGACUUGCAACGCCAAGAGAAGUAUCAUGGACAAGAGCAGGCUAAUACGGCAGCGAUCAAUUGUGCCCACGCCGGCGGUGAUGAUGCAUAUGCCACAAUGUGUAGGGCAGUCGAGAAACGCCCACUGCUCGUGGAAUUGCACAAGAGGAUGGUUGCACUUCUACCUGCUCAACAUGGUGACUCAGCCCAAUCAGAAGACUCUGUUGAUGAUGUUUCUCAGCUCCCUCCUGGUGAGGAGUCAGUAGCUAUGACAUCAAUAACCGAUGCACUUGUUGUGCACACAGCUUCAGUGGUGUCCGAUCUACCUGCAAUGGCCUCCCCUGCAGAAAAAUCAUCUCCAGAACAGCCUACAUCUGCAGCAAUACGUUCUAUAGCUGUCGAGCCAUGUUCUUACAUGGUGACCCGUGAUACACCUGGGACAGCUAACCAGUCCUCUUCACUGGACUCCUCUUCUGCUACAUUGAGUUCAGGCCACACGGUGAAAGCGCCCAGUGGACGAUGGCAGAAGGGACAGGACCUCACAUGUCAACGUUUGGCCAUGAUGGGUGGUGUGGGUAGAGCGGAGAGAGAGACGGCGGCGGGCACUGACAAUACGACGGCCGGAUCUGAACAGCUCUCACGGCACACUGUAGCGCCUGGACCAGCUGGCCAUACAUUACCAGAGGACUAUGAGGGAAAGAAAUCCAAGAAAUCUAAGAAAGAUAAGAAAGAAAAGAAAAGCAAAAAGGAGAAGAAGGAGAAAAAGAAGUCAAAGGACAAAGAGCGUGAUCUGGACGAGGAUGAGCAUGCUCGUCGGCAAGGCAACUCCGAGAGGCCACCACGAGACCGCGACAGUCGCCGUGACAACAGUUUAAAUCCGAGCCCUGGCGGCGACAAGCAAAGCAGUCAUGUCAUGCAGCGACAGGCUGAUCGCGCGAGCAAAUCUGCUUUCUCUUCACCGCCUCGACGUCACCACAGUGGUAGUCGAUCACCUCGUCGCCAGGAUCGCGUACAAACCCAAUCCAGACAUAGACGCGGCCCAUCUCCUCCUAGCCACCGAAGGCGGAGCAGAAGCCGCUCUCCGUCCUCGUCGACACGUGGACAAGGCCGCAAUGCCUCGCCACCCGGUCAGCGAGGCCAGAGGAGAAGCCCAAUGAUGCGUCGUCGACGGCAACCCAGCUCCUCUCCCGAGCGUGCCGAGCGGCGGAGAGAGCGGCGUGACCGAAGCCGUUCUCCGCGACGUCAGCAGCCGCAGCAUCGCGCUGCAUCUCCAGAUAGGCGCACAGCAACCAGUCAUCACCGCUCUGCCGUUCAUGACUCGGCACGCAGUCGCUCACCAGUACGAGAGGCAAGACGCAGUCGCUCACCCAUGAGGAAUACCAGGCGAGACCGCUCGCCAGAGUCAAACAGCCGGAGGCAUGCCUAUUCGCCGGUAAGAAGUCGAAAGCGCCGACGUCGACGACGGCAACCCAGCUCCUCUCCCGAGCGUGCCGAGCGGCGGAGAGAGCGGCGUGAUCGAAGCCGUUCUCCGCGACGUCAGCAGCCGCAGCAUCGCGCUGCAUCUCCAGAUAGGCGCACAGCAACCAGUCAUCACCGCUCUGCCGUUCAUGACUCGGCACGCAGUCGCUCACCAGUACGAGAGGCAAGACGCAGUCGCUCACCCAUGAGGAAUACCAGGCGAGACCGCUCGCCAGAGUCAAACAGCCGGAGGCAUGCCUAUUCGCCGGUAAGAAGUCGAAAGCGCAGCCGUUCUCCAGUAAGGAGAUCGAGGCGUAGCCACUCACCCGAAGAUCCCCACAGCUCCCGAAAUCGACGCAACUGAACUGGGAGGCUGAACAGUGAGCACGACUACCGACUGGCCGAAUAUUUAAAAAUCAUUCAAUCAGCUGCUGCAAUUGCGGUCACGGCAUUCUUGCUAUCCGCCGUGAUUUGUCCAUCUACAUGUAGUUAUGGCCAUCUUUCCCCAUGCCCAUGGAGGAGCCGUUUCGCAAUUCCGUAAUGACUUCAUUUGUUUUUUUGUUUUUCUUUUUUUUUGCUGUCCAAGACUGGCUGUUAUCACAACCUCACAGUCAGUCACCAAUACGCUGUACUUGAAACUGUGAUUCUGUAGUUGCCAUGGCAAUGACGUUAGUCACUGCAUUCAUCUGAGUCGCACCCUAAACCAAUUGACAGCCCGAAAUAGCGUUGUGCACAAGCACACUUGAUUCUUUGACUCUUUGCCGUGAUAAUGAUGCAGACUUUAUUCGAUGAACCUUUCCUCUUUCAGGUCGUCUCCUUCCACUGUUUGAGAGUGGCAGACUCAACUGAGCAUUAUUAUGCUCUACAACCAUAAUUUUAAUCCUUCGACAUUUGAAAUUCUCCCAUGUCCCUCUUAGAGAUUUUACUUUUUCUUUGGUUGUGUGUGUGUGUAUGUGUGUGUGUGUGUGUGUGUGUGUGUGUGUAUGUGUGUGUGUGUGUGUAUGUGUGUGUGUGUGUGCGUGCGUACGCGCGUGUGGAGUGUGGAUGUGCCAGUGAAUGUAUUUCCCUAGCUGUGUUCAGCUCCGCUUUCAGUUUUAAGAUCAUGACACGUUGGAACGUGGAUGUGCUACCCCCCCCCCCCCCCUCCCCAUUUUUCAUCUUAUCUGCAGGCAGAUUUGCUCAUCCUCGUCUUUAUAUUUUCAUGUCAAUUUGCUAUUUUUCUGAUGCUUUCUGCUUUCAUGACGAUAGCAGGCAUUCUUCACUAAAGCAUUGUCUUUUAUGUCGUAGUAAUAAUUUUUACUGGUAGUUGCCGA
Molecule: messenger RNA, 6275 nt
Organism: Sycon ciliatum
Lineage: Eukaryota; Metazoa; Porifera; Calcarea; Leucosolenida; Sycettidae
Exons: 14
Coding region: 251-5326 (1691 amino acids)
Source: RefSeq, a predicted model, not a curated record